AUGGCAACGGCCUCAUCCUCUUCCAGUCUGUCGUCGCCGGCUUCUUUUGUAACCGCGCAUGACGUUGCUCUCGACAAAUCUACGGCCGCCAGUAGCCCCGUACAAGACAACCCUUGUCCCUAUCGCGACGGGCGACAAUUGCCCCGCGACUUGAAGUCGCAUUGCCAGAUUCUCCUUGAGGAACAACUUUAUACCUCCGCGAUUAGUCUCCUCAACAGCAUUGCCGCAUCAGGCGUAUCGAAACGCAAAUCCACAAAGAAGCCCGUCCUUAUACCUCCUCCAACUCACCUCGCCCUCAUCAGCACUCUUGCGGUCCACCCUCUUCUCACUACGCGCGCAGAGAAGAAGAACCAGCUUGACGUAUCCUCCUACGCCUUGGAUUAUUUGCGCAAUAUCCUCAACCUUGUUGGUCCUGUCAACGCCGAUUUUAGAACAGCCUUUCAGUUCAGUUGUGUGCCGCGCGGGGCCCGCCGAUGGGAUCAAAACGCACAUGUAAACGAUAGCGACAUGUCUGAUGUAGAUUCGAACGGUGAAGACGAACGGCUUCAAGGCAAGCUUGCAAACGAUGGCAGUGUAUGGAAUCGUGGGCAGGACUUUUGGUCGACCAUUGGCUGGGCGUUUAACUGCAGCACAUUAUAUCCAGCAAGAUGGCGCUAUUGGAGAGCUUGGUUGGAAUUCAUGUUGGAAGUCUUGGAGGCUGACUGGAACGAACGCGAGCGACGCGAUAAGGAAGCACAGCAAGCAAACGGUCCAGAGAGUGAAAUGCCCCGGACGUCACGUGAGGAUUCCAUCAUUGUCAUGUAUAUGAAACAGCAAAACGGCAGUCAAAACGGAGCCAGAGGAUUUAUCAAAGCCUUGUUCGCAGACGGAAGCGAAAUAUCGUCAUUGGCGUAUCGGGAGGUAUUCGACAAAGAGCCCAAAGGCCCACGCAAAGAGUCUAAGAAACGAAAGCGGGAGCAAGUGCUCGACCUGGAGAACGAUAAAUUCGGCGACUAUUUCGAUGAUGAAUCCAUGUCUUCAGGUGUUUCUGAACCACCCACCCCUCAAAAACCCAAGGAUUCGCGAAAGCUAGGGACUGCUGGAGUGCAUGCGUCGGGUUUUGUCGAGUCGGUCAACAUACGCCUUCGCCUUUUCAGUUUACUAUCGGCAGUAACAUGGUCACUGCAAAAAUUGGCCGAUCUCAAUCGCUUAUACGAAGAGUAUUGUGCAUCCCUGAAACGUUUACCCCUUUCCAUGUUUUCUCUUUUUACUUGCCAACGACCAAACAUCCUUGUCUCUGAAGCACGCAUUACCAUUACCAAGGAGUUAUUUGACUUGUUACUGCCAUCAUCCUACAAACACCCUUCCAAAGUUGACAAGGAGGGCGAGGCAAAGGGGGCGUUGACCUUAGCUAUGUUGGAGCAUUGUUAUGUCAGCCAUCCAGCCAACACUGUAGCGCUGGACGAUAACGCAAAACUAUCUCUGGUUGUAGAAGACGCUAUACAGCUGCUAUGGGCAUGCGAUUUGAUGGAGUACUCAGAAGAUUUUGCAAAAGCUGUCGAGAAGGGCAUCAAGGCUCGGGAAACAAAAGCAAAGAAGCGGCGCACUGGGAAAAUGAAGGGCGAUGAAACCGAUGUCGUUGCGCAAGAGGUUCUUGGCAAUUCUGGCGAAAGAAUCCGGAUCUUGCUUGAAGCAUUGAAGCUUGACCAAGAAGAGGCGCCAUGA
Messenger RNA from Fusarium venenatum, 1704 nucleotides. RefSeq lists its product as uncharacterized. The record is from RefSeq and is a predicted model, not a curated record. Lineage: Eukaryota; Fungi; Ascomycota; Sordariomycetes; Hypocreales; Nectriaceae.